Molecule: messenger RNA, 816 nt
Organism: Halteromyces radiatus
Lineage: Eukaryota; Fungi; Mucoromycota; Mucoromycetes; Mucorales; Cunninghamellaceae
Exons: 5
Coding region: 132-611 (159 amino acids)
Biological process (GO): protein targeting to vacuole; late endosome to vacuole transport via multivesicular body sorting pathway
Cellular component (GO): fungal-type vacuole membrane; Vps55/Vps68 complex
Source: RefSeq, a predicted model, not a curated record
AAAAAAACACUACUUGGCUGGAUUUCCAUAUGUUUCCCAUUUCUUAACUUUUUUUUUUUCCCUCUCUCUCUUUUUUCUUUUCUCAUUUUUUUUUUUCUUCUUUAUUAUAGAUACCCCCAACAAAUUCAAAUAUGGAUGAACAAACAAGUGUUUUUGUUUGUAAAGGAUGCUUCUCUUUUGGUGGAAAAGGUAGGACCAUUGGUGUUUAUUCUGCUGGAGCUUUGUUUGCGAUGGCAUGGUGGAUCUUUGUGGAUGGUCUCUGCACUAGUGAGACUGGUUUGGCAGGAUUUGAAGACUGGGCUGGAGGUAUUACUACUACGUUUGGUCUGAUUGUUAUCAGUUUGAUUGAUAAAGAAGCACUUCGUGGCACUGACUAUGAUGAUCAUAUCCCCUGGCGUGCACGGUUAUUCCUAUUUCUCGGAUUUGCUUUUAUGGCUGGUGGAUUAGCGGGUUCCGUGGCUGUAUUGGUAGUCAAGUAUACUUCACACAUGAUCGAGCCUCCUGUUCCUUAUCUGGGUGUGGCAGAUGUCCUACAAACAUGUCUUUUGAUGACUAGUGCUGCCGUUUUAUGGGUGUCUCAAAAAGAAACAGAUUCUUAUAUGUCUCUCUAGUAACAUUAUUUCUAUUUGGUUUGGGAUAUUGGAUCUGUGGAUUUAGAAUAAACAAUGAAGCGAAAUGGAAUGGAUAUCAAGAAGAAACUUUUAUUAUUAUUGUUAUUAUUUGAUUUAUUUGAUGGUGAGUCUUUUCUAUUCCCUGAAUACCAUCCCAUCCUUCACUGUUGAUUAUGGAAAUAAAAUUACUACUACUCUAUUUGUC